GCCGGCAGCGGCGGAGGAGAGCGGAACAUGAUGAAUCGGAGCCCCUCAGAGUGGUUCUUCCAGAAGUUUCUAGAAGAGGAGGCAGUAAGAUCAAAUUUGAAUCCUAAUCCGAGUCCUAACCCUAAUAUUGCUUGUGCAUCGUCUGCUGUGUCCUCGAAUUUGUCGUCUAGUAGGAGAGAUGGAGGAGACGAUGAGGUUGUUGAGAUCAAGAAGCCUCUGAUCGCAGCCGUUGGUUCAGUGCCGUCGUCUUCUGAUCCUACGGCUGAUGUUGAUCCUGGGGAAUAUGCGGCGAUGCUGAAGCAGAAGCUGGAUAUGUAUUGCCAUGCUGUCGCAAUUGCUCGGGGUACAGGCAUAACACCCCAGGAUUCUUCCUUAGCUGAUUCCAAGUCUCCAGCUUCAGACUCCUCACAGCUGGAACCUCAAGCUCUUGUUAAUGGAAAUGGUUCUAAGUUUCAAACUAAGACAGGUGGUGGAUCAAAUGGAGUUUCAGCCUUACCCAUUGUGCAGAAUUCAGGAACACAGGGCAGGCCAGCUACCAGUGGUUCUUCAAGGGAGCAAACUGAUGAUGAGGACCUUGAAGGAGAAACUGAAAUGACUGAUAACAUGGACCCUGCGGAUGCAAAACGUGUAAGGAGGAUGCUCUCAAAUCGAGAGUCAGCAAGACGCUCUCGAAGGAGAAAGCAAGCACAUUUAAGUGAACUUGAGGCACAGGUGUCACAACUAAGAGUGGAGAACUCAGCUUUGUUGAAGCGCCUUACUGACAUAAACCAGAAGUACAAUGAAGCUUCUGUAGACAAUAGGAUACUGAAAGCAGAUGUCGAGACUUUGAGGGCUAAGGUAAGUUGUUAUGUUACCUAGGCGAGCAUGUAAAUUUUAACGCUGCAGUGUAAAAAUGAGAUAUCAUGGUUAAUAUCUGCAUCUGUUUCCUUAGAUGAUGAAAGUGUUUUCCUUUGUAUAUAUACUACGGUGAUAAUUAAUCAGUAUUAAACAA
Messenger RNA from Asparagus officinalis (garden asparagus), 991 nucleotides. RefSeq names its product light-inducible protein CPRF2-like. The record is from RefSeq and is a predicted model, not a curated record. Gene Ontology annotation, molecular function: DNA-binding transcription factor activity. NCBI's taxonomy places the organism in Eukaryota, Viridiplantae, Streptophyta, Magnoliopsida, Asparagales, Asparagaceae. Gene Ontology annotation, biological process: regulation of DNA-templated transcription. The coding region runs from base 28 to 858 and encodes 276 amino acids. The transcript is spliced from 5 exons.